This is a messenger RNA of Colossoma macropomum (tambaqui), 2975 nucleotides long. It is a transcript of the gene kcna1b, whose product is annotated as potassium voltage-gated channel, shaker-related subfamily, member 1b. Gene Ontology annotation, molecular function: protein binding; delayed rectifier potassium channel activity. Gene Ontology annotation, biological process: protein homooligomerization; potassium ion transmembrane transport. The record is from RefSeq and is a predicted model, not a curated record. Gene Ontology annotation, cellular component: neuronal cell body; membrane; juxtaparanode region of axon. The transcript has 2 exons. Bases 551 to 2038 code for a protein of 495 amino acids. NCBI's taxonomy places the organism in Eukaryota, Metazoa, Chordata, Actinopteri, Characiformes, Serrasalmidae.
GCAGCGGCGGAGGCGCGCUACGCUCGGAGCGCAGCAGCGCACGACGAGCACGAAAAAAACAAAACACAAGCGCGGAGAUCUUGUUGGUGCUGGUCACUUUUCUUCUCACGCUGUCGCUCACUGGCGUCCGAGACCCUUCAGCGUGACGGUAAACAGACGCCGGUGUGGAGAUUUACCCACACAUUGGCUGUGACUCUGCGGGAACACAGAGGAUCGUUAGCGAAGGAAACCGGAGUCUGUUCGUUUAGCACGAAAGGAAAAGCUCUCGGCGCGCGGCGGGGCUCGGAUUGAAGCCAAAGUUGGAGCACCGGCUGUAAUCAGGAGCCAGAUCCCCUACAAAGCCCUUGACAGAUCGCCAUAGUGGUGACCAAAAGGAGAUGAUGCAGCACUCUGCUGGAGACUGGAGCUAUGGGCCGGUGGAAGGGUAAUCGCCGGAGAAGCUCCUUUCCGAUGCCAGCUUAAGCCGCAGAGAGCGGAGCGAGGCGAGAAGCUGCAUGAACGUGCGCCCGACCCCAGCAUCUCCUGUGGCGCUGCUGGUCUGAGCUCCGCAAUGACAGUGGUGGCAGGAGACCACAUGGACGAGAGCUCGGCUCUGGCAGGCCACCCACAGGAGUCCUACGCCGCCGAGCACGAGGAGCACGAGUGUUGUGAACGUGUGGUCAUCAACAUCUCUGGCUUGCGCUUCGAGACCCAGCUCAAGACGCUUGCUCAGUUCCCAGACACGCUGCUGGGCAAUCCCAAAAAGAGGAUGCGCUACUUCGACCCAUUGAGGAACGAGUACUUCUUUGAUAGGAAUCGCCCGAGCUUCGAUGCCAUCCUCUACUACUACCAGUCCGGUGGAAGGCUGCGGAGACCUGUGAAUGUUCCUUUGGAUAUGUUCUCAGAGGAAAUAAAGUUUUAUGAGCUUGGUGUCGAGGCCAUGGAGAAGUUCAGGGAAGAUGAAGGCUUCAUCCGCGAGGAGGAGCGCCCACUGCCAGAGAAUGAGUUCCAGAGGCAAAUCUGGCUCCUGUUCGAGCAUCCUGAGAGCUCAGGUCCAGCAAGAGGCAUCGCCAUUGUGUCCGUUAUGGUCAUUCUCAUAUCCAUCGUCAUAUUUUGCUUGGAGACGUUACCAGAGCUCAAGGAGGACCCGCAGGGACACUUACAAACUAUAGGGAACAGCACCUUCUAUUACAAACCAAAUGUUCUCACAGACCCCUUCUUCAUUGUGGAGACUCUCUGCAUCAUCUGGUUCUCCUUCGAGUUGAUUGUGAGAUUCUUCGCUUGUCCAAGCAAGGCAGCCUACUUCAAAAACAUGAUGAACACAAUUGACGUGGUGGCCAUCAUACCAUACUUCAUCACGCUUGGCACAGAGCUAGCAGAGGAUCCCGAGAACGGGAGGGAACCGAAGGGAGGGGGAGAGCAAGCCACGUCUCUGGCCAUCCUCAGGGUAAUCCGUCUGGUCAGGGUGUUCAGGAUCUUCAAGCUGUCGAGACACUCCAAAGGGCUGCAGAUUUUGGGCCAGACUCUGAAGGCGAGCAUGCGUGAGCUGGGCCUGCUCAUCUUCUUUCUCUUCAUUGGGGUCAUUUUGUUCUCCAGUGCUGUGUACUUUGCAGAAGCUGAGGAGAAGGAGUCCUUCUUCACAAGCAUCCCUGAUGCCUUCUGGUGGGCUGUGGUUUCCAUGACCACUGUGGGCUAUGGGGACAUGUACCCUGUGACCAUUGGGGGCAAAAUUGUGGGUUCUCUGUGCGCCAUCGCCGGUGUGUUGACCAUUGCGCUCCCAGUGCCAGUGAUUGUGUCCAAUUUCAACUACUUUUACCACAGAGAGACUGAAGGAGAAGAGCAGGCACAGCUCCUCAAUGUAAGCAAUCCCAACAUUGCCACCGACUCCAGCUCUAGUCGGCGCAGCUCGUCUAUCGUCAGCAAGUCGGAGUAUGUAGAGAUAGAUGAGGACAUGAACAACAGCAUUGACAAUUUUAGAGAGGCAAACCUAAGAACUGGGAACUGCACCGUCAUGAACCAGAACUGUGUGAACAAGGGGAAGCUUCUAACAGACGUGUAAUGUUCCAGUUUCAUCUUGGAGAAACAUCUCAACCGUACCCAGUGUGUUAAUAAUACCAGAAUGCGUUAUUGCAUUGCUUUUGCUUUACCCUAUAUUUACGACAAGGGAUUCUUUCUACAGAUAUUUCAAACAGAUUGUCUAAAAUUAAGAUACUGUGGUUUAAAAUAUUCAAUUCUAAGAAAAUGCAAGCCCAAUGGGAGACUCUGCUACCUGUCAUCACCGAAACAAUUACACAUGGAUUUUUAUUAUAACACAUUGCACACGGCAUCCAGGAACGUGCAUCAGACCUUCUAGAGCAUCUGCAGAUACUGAUACGUGGUCUGCUUUUGGGGGAUAUGCGAUGUCACAUCUUGAGCUCCGCUGAGCAGAAUAGAUGCACCUUAUUGUAACAGGAAAAGCAUAGUGUUCCAGUCUCGCUCUAAGGAUUCAUGCUGGAUGGGUGGCACUUUUCUGGAAGACAUCUGCAAUGCUGCUAUUUCUCCCGCAGAUGCUAGGACUUUCGCCCCAUUAGUCCCAAUACCAUGUGAGACACCACAUGUAUUUUUGGGAGAUUAUAAGCAUGUUAAAAUAUUCUUUGUUUUUUGAUAUUGGCAUGCACAAACAUUACCUCAUUAUUUUCUUUUUCUUUUCUUUUUUUCCAUUUAUUUAUGCCCUCAGAUUUUAUCUCAUUUGGUUUCACCAAAAGUGCAAUGGUUAUUAUUUAUUGUUCCUGGUAUAAAUUAUUUAAAAGCAUUUAUGAACUGAAUGUUUAAUCUUAAGGUCAGAGCAGUUAAUUAUAGAGAUCGUGGCAUGUCAACUAUGAAGCAUUGAGGCCUACUCGACUCAGGUACUGUGUAUCCUGCUAUAAUUAAUGCAUGACAUCAGUGUUACGAAUUGAGAUUGGUUUGUAUGUAUUUGUAGAUUAAUGAAGGGAUACACCAAUCAGCCAUACCAUUAA